GCUCUUAGGAGAUUUAAAUUUGACAUAUUUACAUAAAAACAUAUGGUUUGUGUUAUUUUAAGGAAUAAAACUUUAUAUUUCUAAAUUAAUGGACUGUUUUUAGUAGAAGAUAGUAUUUAUAAAGGAUAUUUAAUUUAAAUUAGCUGUAUCAAACUUUUUUAUUCGAAAAAAUGGACAGGAACCCAGGCUGUGAAUUAGACUUGGGAUGGUUAAACAGUGUUAAUGUUAACCUUUCUGCUAUAAACGAAUAUGCCAAAAAGCUACAGGCAAAAGAAAUUAAGGGUGUUUACAGGGCAGCAUGGAUAUUGAAAUCAAUCACUCUGAUCGAUCUAACAACUUUAGCAGGGGAUGACACGAAUAGUAACGUUUCCAGAAUGUGUUUUAAGGCUGCUAGACCUGUUGCUGAGGAUCUCCUAGAGAAACUUGGGUAUAAAUAUGAUAAAUUAUGUCCUAUAAGAACAGCAGCUGUAUGUGUUUACCCUGCAAGGGUUGAGGACGCUGUACUGUGCUUAAAACAACUAGGAUACUAUGAUGAAAUAAACGUUGCUUCAGUUGCUACCGGUUUUCCUUGUGGUCAAACUCCUCUACAAACACGCCUAGAAGAAAUUAGGUAUGCUGUUGAAAAAGGGGCUAAAGAAAUCGACAUAGUUAUUAACAGAUCAUUAGUUGUAAGAGGACAAUGGGAAGAACUAUACAGGGAGAUUCAACAAAUGAAGGAAGCAUGUGGUUCAGCUCAUAUGAAGUCGAUUUUAGCUACGGGGGAGCUAGGAACUUUAAAUAAUGUGUACAAAGCUGCCCUAGUUGUCAUGAUGGCCGGUUCAGAUUUUGUGAAAACUUCCACCGGAAAAGAGUCUGUAAAUGCUACUCUACAGUUCGGUAUAGUUAUGGCCAGAGCUAUUAAAGAUUAUUAUAAUAAAAUGGGAUAUAAAGUGGGAUUGAAGCCGGCUGGUGGAAUACGUACCAGCAAAGACGCUAUUAAUUGGUUGGUUCUGGUCAAAGAAAUACUGGGCGAUGAUUGGUUAACGCCCGAGCUCUUCAGGUUCGGAGCUUCAGGUUUACUGAGCGAUUUAGAAUGUAAUUUGUAUGAAUUUGUCACUGGGAAGUACCCAGCGUCUUAUCAAUUUUCUAUGGGCUAAUUUUUUCAUUUAUCAAUAUUUUUAAUAAAAAUUAUUGUUGAUAUUGUUUUAAUAUAAAGUGUCUUUUAUUUAUA
Messenger RNA from Sitophilus oryzae (rice weevil), 1210 nucleotides. Its product is annotated as deoxyribose-phosphate aldolase. Lineage: Eukaryota; Metazoa; Arthropoda; Insecta; Coleoptera; Curculionidae. Gene Ontology annotation, cellular component: cytoplasm. The record is from RefSeq and is a predicted model, not a curated record. Gene Ontology annotation, biological process: deoxyribonucleotide catabolic process; carbohydrate catabolic process. The transcript has 6 exons. Bases 171 to 1136 code for a protein of 321 amino acids. Gene Ontology annotation, molecular function: deoxyribose-phosphate aldolase activity.